CGUACAUCUGAUACCGCGUUAAGUUGAACUUCGACUCAAUAUAUGAUUAUCAUCCGUAAUCGUUACUUUAUCAAAAUUAUGUUUUCAUCAGAUGAUGAGUUUGAGCUUUCCGAGUAUGAGAUUCAACGAAAUGAACGUAUUCAGGCAAAUAAAGAAAUGAUGAAGGCUAUAUUUGGAGAAACCUUGACGGAACUUUGUAUGCCAGUUAAGAAGUCUCCUAAGUGGACACCACGUGAGAAGUCUAAUUGCACAAAAAAAAACAAAAUUUCGACAGCAUUGCGUAGGAAUCCCAAACGAAAGGCAAGGUCCUAUAGUAGUGAAUCGUUAGUCUCUGUUCAAAAUGGCAAUACUCGCUGUAAAAAAGUUAAACCUCAUCUUGAAGUGUAUAUUAAAGGUCGCUUGACAGAAAAAAGGCGCAUUGCAGACAGGCAUAACAACGACAAUGUUGAAUUUCUCAAAGAUGAAGAUUUUGCUCCAAAAUCACGUGUUAGAGCUACACAACAUGUCGUAAGACCAGUGUCUGACUUUACUGAAGAAGACUUGCUGAUGGUAGCUGAUGCUGUAUCUGACAAACAUUAUGACUCUGUAAAUGGUACUUCAUGUCAUCAAUGUCGUCAGAAAACCGAUGAUCUUAAAACAGUUUGUCGCAAUGAAAAUUGCAUUGGUAUACGAGGCCAAUUUUGUGGUCCUUGUCUUCGCAAUCGCUAUGGUGAAAGUGUUAAGGAAGCCAUUAUGGAUCCUGCUUGGAUAUGUCCACCUUGUCGAGGUAUUUGUAAUUGCAGCUUUUGCAUGAAAAAGCGGGGAAGUUUCUGUACUGGUCAGUUGAUUAACUUAGCACGUGAACAUGGUUUCAAUGAUGUAAGGACAUUCUUAGGUGACUAAAGAUAGAUAAAUUCGAAUGACAGUUUUUGCACUUGUUUUGUUUGAUGUUUUUUUGAUAAGGAACGAUGCUGAGAAGUUUUAGUUACCUGUUUUGUUACUAAAUGUAUGUGAACCAGUUUGCUUUUGUGUACUUGUAAUUUUUUGUAUGCGCUUACUUGUAGCUGUUUUUGUUAUUGUUCAGUAAUGUUUGGUUACUGUUUACUCAAUUGAUUUUUGCUUUUUAAGAAAGGCUGUAAUGAAAUUAUUAAGUUUUAGCGAAUAUUAAACAGAAGCGAUAUUAAAACAAA
Xenia sp. Carnegie-2017 is the source of this 1169-nucleotide messenger RNA. RefSeq names its product cell division cycle-associated protein 7-like. Lineage: Eukaryota; Metazoa; Cnidaria; Anthozoa; Malacalcyonacea; Xeniidae. Gene Ontology annotation, cellular component: nucleus. Gene Ontology annotation, biological process: regulation of DNA-templated transcription. The record is from RefSeq and is a predicted model, not a curated record. The transcript is spliced from 2 exons. Bases 43 to 882 code for a protein of 279 amino acids.